Drosophila rhopaloa is the source of this 1387-nucleotide messenger RNA. RefSeq lists its product as uncharacterized. The transcript has 2 exons. The coding region runs from base 922 to 1347 and encodes 141 amino acids. Lineage: Eukaryota; Metazoa; Arthropoda; Insecta; Diptera; Drosophilidae. The record is from RefSeq and is a predicted model, not a curated record.
ACGUCAACAACAUACAUAUAAAGUCUGGCCUGAGUGCGAAAUAAAAAAAUGAGCAAAUAUAUAGUAUUUUUCGGACUUUUGUUAAUCUUACACGGAAGUUUGUGUUCUGAGAAUGGAUAUGAUAAAAUGAUCGAAGCCAAUAAACAGGAAAUGCGAAGACUGGAAUCGCAGAUGAAUUCGGCGAUGGAUCGACUGAGAACUAUCCAAUUACAAAAAGAAGAAAAGCUUAAAGUUCAGCAGCACAAUCUGGCAUUGUUGGAUAUAUUAUUCGAUUUAUUGGAGCCAAAAUCGGAGGAAAAAUUAAAAACGUUUACUACGCAAACUGGUGAAAUUGGUGCCUAAUAAAACCACUUGGGAUACUUAUUCAUAAGUAUACCACAUGGGAUACAAUAAAGAAUAAUUGAAAGGAUAUACCUCCUCAGAUAGUGAUAUAUUCCACUGAGAAUGAGAAACCUUAAAACAGAAAAUUUAAUAAAGAAUCUUCAUACUUAAACACUUUUUGAAUUGGUUUUAUAUCUUUAUUUUUUUCAACACUUAAACAUACCUAUUUAUAUUUUCUUCCCAUUUGCAAAUAUAUUGAAAUUAAUUUUACAUUCUUAUAAAAAGCGUAACAAUCGAUGAAAUGAGCUGCCUGAGAGCAAGACAAACGAUUUCUUAUCUGAAGUCCAGCAUGUUUAUGGACCGAAUCGCAUCAUCAUUAACGUGUUUCCAGAUCUCGACCAGCAGCAAUCAAAACAUUACCUAAAAAACUGAGUCACAUUGUAUAUUUAGAUUUUCAUAAUCUACUUUCACAUAUGUAUGUAUAUUGCAACGAGCAUUCCAUUGUACGAAAUGGAAAUGAAUAGAGAUUAGGUUCAUUUUAGUUCAGUGCGUCGAAACGUCUACAUCAUAUAAAAUCUGGCCUGAGUGCGAAAUACAAAAAUGAGCAAAUAUAUAGUAUUUUUCGGACUAUUGUUAAUCUUACACGCACAGGAACUGCAAAGACUGGAAUCGCAGAUCAAUGAUUCAUUAAGAAAGCUGGAGGAAAUCAAGUUAAAUAAUGCGGAUAUCAUGGAGUUGGAUCGACUGAGAACUAAUCUGUUACAAAAAGAAGAAAUGCUUAAAGUUUGCGAAAACAAUCUCAAACUUCAGGAGGGCAGUUCGGCAUUCUGGAAUACAGUAAAGGAUUUAGUGCAGCCAAAACUGGAGGAAAAAUUAAAAACUUUUAAUACGGAAACUGUGGUACCCAAUAUAACCACUUGGGAUUUACUAAAGAAUACCACUUUACUAAAGGAUACCAUCAAAAAUAAUUGGAAGGAUAUACCUCGCCAGAUAGUGAUAUAUUUUACUGAGAAUGAGAAACCUUAAAACAGAAAAUUUAAUAAAGAAUCUUCAUAUUUAAACACUU